UAGACGGGGGUGUUCUACUUAUCUUUUAGGGUAUUAAAUUCUUUUUGAUAACUAACACCACGGUAAGGUACCUCAAGGCCGGUGCAAAAAAUUACACAUAUGUUCUACAAAAUAUCCUAUGGUGACACCUUAAAUAGCCUAUAAACCAAGGUAAGUGGUGCGUUACUUGCUAUAAUUUAAGAAAUCAAGCAACCAAACUUGGUUGGGACAGAGCCUGAUAGGUGCUGAUGAUGCCUAAAUGCUCAAUUUGUCCCUGACUUUAACCUAUAGGCUGCCCUGUAGCCGCAAAUUUACGGUAUAUGUACCCAAGAAUUGAGAUUCUUAUGCUGUGUUUACACUUGAGCGUCAACCUAGGUUCAGUUUGUGGUUAACUGAACCCCGGUUAGGAGAAAUGCGUUUACACUUGAAAACUUAACCUCGGUUGAUCAUUCAGCUGGAACAGCGCCAAUUUGAAUUCUGAGGUCAAAUUGCUGCUGCGAUUAUUGUGAUUUUUCUGGCCGUUCUUGUUAUUCUGUGGUGGCUUCUGCUUGAGAUUCACUAUAAUUCAAGAUGAUCUUUUAGGGACCACCUUGCAUGAUGUUUUCUCUUAUGUUUGUCGUUUUCGUUGAGUUUUUUUGUGCUAGUACGUUAGGGAUUCGCAGUCCCUUAACUUGAAAACAAGUUUGUUGUAAAGUAUUGUGUAAAAUGUCCAGCAAAAUGCGCAAAUCUAGAAAACAUGUGGUAAUCUCAUGACUAUUGAGUAAACACUAUUUGAGAAAUGACUGACAUCGGAAAGCGAUAGCUGACAAGAACUGUCAACAGAUUUGCCUGUAACCUCGGUUGAAUAAGCUCAACCAUGCCUCCUGGAAUGGUUGAGCUCAACCGAACCUAGGUUGCGGAUCCUUUGUAAUUGCCGGCACAUAAGUGGCUAUUUCGAGCGUGUUCCACACACUUCAAAUCUAACCUAGGUUGGGUAGUUACUCAACCUAGGUUGGACACUCAAGUGUAAACGCAGCAUUAGCUCGUCUAAACUUCAUCAAACUACCAGAGGUGAUAGCCCAAUAGAUGACAAGGGUUUUUGCGUGUCACUCAUGGUUGUGGAGUGUUGCUAUGGUGACCAGUGAAUUUUCAAAGUAAGGGGAAAUGCACCCAGUCAAGAUACCCAUAAAGUGGGUCUCCAAGAAUCGUGAUUCUAUCUAUUAAAAAUAAAUAGCAUUAUAAAUAUCAUGCACAGCCCAGAUUUUUGGUACAUUUCCACUUACUUUGAAAAUUAACUGGUCACCAUAGCAACACUCCAUAACCAUGAGUGACACGCAAAAACCCUUGUCAUCUAUUGGGCUAUCACCUCUGGUAGUUUGAUGAAGUUUAGUUUAGGAAGUCUAGUUUCUCCUAGUGAAAUUUUUCUAAGCACCCAGUCAAGAUACCCAUAAAGUGGGUCUCCAAGAAUCGUGAUAACUCCGUCGCAUUAACUCUGAUCAAGACCAAACUGCAGGAGGGGAUAGCCCAAUAGUUGACAAGGAUUUUGACGUGUCAGUCAUAUACCUCCAGUCAUGCAUUACAUAUUGAUGCACUCACCCUUUAGAAAGGUGCCUGCUUUUUUAUCCACACAUGCUAAUGCUACUCCAAAAUUAAAUGCUAUGUAGGAGAACAAAUUGAGCUCUGGUCCCAGAGGAUCGUCUUCGCGCGUACGUUCGCUUCCGGUCUCUGCGUCGCCCUGGGUCCCCGAGGAUCGUGUUCGCGCGUACGCUCGCUUCCGGUCUCUGCGUCGCCCUGGGUCCCCGAGGAUCGUGUUCGCGCGUACGUUCGCUUCCGGUCUCCGCGUCGCCCUGAGUACUGAGAGAAGCUGAGAGUUCGACAGAAGCUGCGAGUUCGACAGAAUCCCCUUGGGAAGUCAAGAACGACUGCAAGACUUAGCGAAAGGCUGCAACUGGUACAAGAAGACACAAAAAACCUUUUCAGUGAAAAGUGAAAACACGAUGCAACCCACAAAGCACGGCGAUAAGUCUUGUGAAAAAGAGAGUAAACUACCUUUGCUGUCGGCUAACACAGUACAAUACGAUGCUAGUAUAGCAUCAUGCCUGCGCCUUCUGCUCCGCCUGGCCCGCCGGACACGUCCGCGCGUAGCCUCUAAGGUGGCAUACUCCUUAUUCCUUUCCUGGCAGUUCAUCGGGCUAGUUGUAUUCUACGUACCGCGUGGCGUUGCGUGUUGUCUGGACGAGGAGGCGGCCACUCAUGGAUGUAACGACUCCAUAGUGUUCCCAUAUGACAAAGAAAUCGAGCUGGUGUGGAUGGUGUCUCAUGUGGCGAACAUUAUUAUUUGUCUUGGUGCAUUACUCAUGUACAAAGGUGUCUCCGGUAUGAGACGUGUCAUGAGAAAAUUGAUCAGAAACCCGAACUUUUGGAUCUUAAUGUUUAUAUCUUUGUUAUCAGCAGCUAGCGCGUUUAUAAUUGUCCUGAAGACAAAAUACGAAGAAGUUAGUGGUGUGGGCUUUGGGAUCUUUGCAUCGUUUUGUUUUCAGUACGCUGUUAUGGCUACUAUGGUACCAAUACUCAACUAUACCAUCAUCUCAAAGGAGUGCUUUUACCGUCAAAAAUGGAUCAUUAAAGCCAAUCUAUUUCUUAUGUUCCUGGUAAACUUCACCAUGUUUGUUUUGGGCUCAGUGCAGCUGGGAUUCCAUGUCUCGGGGCUUCCUGGAAUUGAGGAUACGCGACUGCCCAGCAAGUUCACCAGUCUGUUCCUGAUACUUCGUAGGUUUACCAAUGUGAUGUUUUAUUACACCGUUGAAAAGUUUUUCUGGUUCAAGAUGUUUCAUGAUGGCAAGGAUAUUUUGAGUCACAUGGAAUGUCUUGAUGAACACGAGCAAGUUGAACUGCAAAAUCAACCAUAAAAGCAGAAAUAUCCCAUAAGAAUGACCCAGUAAAGUAUUUACGACGAAAGGAACACCAGGAAUAAGGGAACAGUAUAUUGCAAUUUAUUUUCCUCUAACAAACAUGAAUGGCAAAUUUAAAAUACCUCUGCAGCAAACUCCAUCCCACCAGUGAUUAUAAUCAAUGACUGUCCCUUUUUAAAUGGUUUUAAAAAGCCUAGGGCAAGCGCACAUGAUGCCUGUGAUAAUAUAAAACGUUAGGAUUUGUGUCUCUUUUAACGUAGAGUUCAAAAAAACGUUGUAAACAUCUAAUUCCUGCAAGUUUACGUAGGAAUGAGGCAAAAAUUGAAUCCGAUCGGAACUGUCUCUCGGGCCCAAAAAUGCUACAUCGUUUUCGAAUAGAAAACCUACUAGAAUUUCAAACGAAUAGAAAAUUGAAAAUAGAAAAUCAGCUAUACCGAUACAAACAUCUUUAAGCUGUGUUCACAAGGUGAUACUCGGAGUGACGGUGAGCCGUCUGUACAUACAGCGUGCAACAUGCAAUUACAGACCUUGUGCAAGGAGAUAAGUUUUAUUUUUAGGUGUUAAGGCACGUGCCCUCUGUGCCCCACAACCUGCUAUGGCCCACAGGAACACUUCUUGUUUAUAGUUUUUAUUAUAACAUUCCAGAUAAUUAUUACAUAAAUAUGCAUAAGAAAGAACAUAUUCUUCGUUAGCUUCAUCGUCCCUGGAACAUUUCUAUGAGUAUAGAAAAGACUUCUUGCUUCUAAACAAUAGAAAAAUGGAAGAUGAAAUUAAAUAGAUAAAAAUAAAAUUUAUAUUAAAUAAAAAUAAAAUAAAAAGAGCUUUCAUUCUGUAGAUAUCGACUAUCACCAAUGCUACAUGGGAGAUGAAAUGGAAUAGAUAAAAAUAGAAGUUGUCCAAAGAUUCUUCUAACAUUCUAUGGUAGGCGGCGAAAGUUAUUCAACAAUAAACCUAUUCAAUACAUAAAAGGAUAUCUUCACUUUACUUAACUCUGUACCUUACCGUCAACUGAUCAUAAUAAAUUCAAGAAACUGAAA
This is a messenger RNA of Nematostella vectensis (starlet sea anemone), 3907 nucleotides long. RefSeq lists its product as uncharacterized. Lineage: Eukaryota; Metazoa; Cnidaria; Anthozoa; Actiniaria; Edwardsiidae. The transcript has 3 exons. Bases 1956 to 2867 code for a protein of 303 amino acids. The record is from RefSeq and is a predicted model, not a curated record.